Prosopis cineraria is the source of this 1391-nucleotide messenger RNA. RefSeq lists its product as uncharacterized. Gene Ontology annotation, cellular component: chloroplast. NCBI's taxonomy places the organism in Eukaryota, Viridiplantae, Streptophyta, Magnoliopsida, Fabales, Fabaceae. The record is from RefSeq and is a predicted model, not a curated record. Gene Ontology annotation, molecular function: catalytic activity. The coding region runs from base 89 to 1228 and encodes 379 amino acids. The transcript has 11 exons.
UGAAUGAAGUUCUGGUCUCCAGCUUCUAACGAGUCACCCCGACUUCUAACCUCUGCCACUCACAGUCACAGCACAGCGAUCCCCAACAAUGGUUUCUGCUCUGCUUUCUCUCUCUCUCAACAUUGCCGUUUCCUCAUCUUCCACAAACCACAGAAAUGCCUUGAGCAAUUACACAAGAAGACGAUCGCCGAUACUUACAUUUCGAGUUAGAGCUAGCUCUGCAGAAAAGGGCGAAUCCAACGACAAAAAUGAUACCACCGAGUUCAAUCCUUUUGGCUUCGUCACCGACAAUCCCUCCAGCCGCAGCUCAAUUCAGUUGCCGGAAAGUCCCGCUGAGGAUGGCAAUGUCGGCCAAAUGCUCUAUAGGAUAGAAGACAAGGGCAAGGAAUAUGGGUCAUAUAUUAAGUCUGGGAAGUUAAGAUGGUUUGUGAGGGAAACUGGAUCGGCGGAAAGCAGGCGAGGGACUAUUGUUUUCCUUCAUGGGGCUCCAACUCAAUCUUUCAGCUACCGAGUUGUUAUGUCUCAGUUGGCAGAUGCAGGGUUUCACUGCUUUGCACCUGACUGGAUAGGAUUUGGUUUCAGUGACAAACCACAGCCAGGAUAUGGUUUUGAUUACUCAGAAAAGGAGUUUCAUGAAGAAUUGGAUAAAUUACUUGAGGUUCUAGGCGUCAAAUCUCCCUUCUUUCUAGUUGUUCAGGGAUUUGUUGUAGGUUCAUAUGGAUUAACUUGGGUCCUGAAGAACUCAAGCAAGAUAUCAAAGCUAGCAAUACUAAACAGCCCAUUAACAGUCUCAUCUCCCAUUCCUAAACUUUUUCAGCAGCUAAGAAUUCCUCUAUUUGGUGAAUUUACAUGCCAGAAUGCUAUUAUGGCUGAGCGGUUUAUUGAAGCAGGUAGCCCUUACGUACUGAAAAAUGAGAAGGCUGACGUUUACCGGUUACCUUAUUUGUCUAGCAGUGGACCUGGAUUUGCUCUGCUUGAAGCUGCAAGGAAGGCUGAUUUCAAAGGUAGUUUCAGUGAGAUAGCAACAGGAUUUGCAGCAGAAAGAUGGGAUAAACCAGUAUUACUUGCCUGGGGAUUAUCAGACAAGUAUCUACCCCAAUCUGUGGCAGAGGAGUUUCAGAAAGGAAAUCCAGAACAAGUUACGCUUAAGUUGAUUGAAGGAGCUGGACAUAUGCCUCAAGAAGACUGGCCUGAGAAAGUUGUUGAUGCCUUGAGAGUGUUUUUCUGAUCUCAAGAUGUGUAUUCCUCCCUUGUAUUGCAAUGUCAAAAGCUGGCAGACUCUUCACUGUUUCCUCCAUUGAAUAUAGUUCAUCUGUAAAUUGUAAACAUACCAGAUCUUAAAGUUUUAUUAAAAACAAAAAGAAAAAAGAAAAAGAAAGAGCUUUAUUCAA